AUGGCAUCAACCGAAGGCCACGCAAAUUUCAUGAAGAUUUUCAAUGACGCCGAAUUCUCAGACGUCCUCGUUACAGUCACCAAAUCUAGGGAGGGAACAAAGUCAUACUAUCUUCGCCAAGCCAUUAUACGUACAUUAUCAAAGACUUUGGAUAGUCGCUGCAAAGCCACACCCUCUAAGUCGCGGUACAUUAGACUUUCAUUUGAUACCACCGAUCACGCUAUUAUGGAGAUAUUCUUUCGGUGGAUGUACGGUGAAAGGGAUUUACGAGAGAAGAACCUCAGCUUGUCAGAUCUUGCGGCUUUGAUGAAAGUUGCGCAAGAGUUCCAAGUUGACGAUUUGUGUGAUACGAUUAUACAGAAUGCUGUCGCAUUGGCGAUUUCAAAGAUCCAUAAGAAUCCAUCCACCCCGCAGUAUCGAGCUAACAACUGGAAUUCAUAUUGGAACGCAGUCGAAGUAAUGUGCGGCUCGCUUGGUGGAGGUGAUACUCACGACCUCGUCGUCCUUGAAGGGCUUAUCGCGAAGCUGCCGAUCAAUAGCAUUUUCUUGGAUGACAUCACGAACGAACGGCUCGCACAUGAAUCUGAUCUCGGAAACUUGGCGUUUCUCAUGAUUGGGGUGUUGAGAAAGGCCCUCGAAAAGACACUGUGCGAUGAUUGUCAAGAAAAAUCUGCGGAGAGCGUAAUAAAAUCUCAUCAUAGCUACUGUUCAAACUGCUUGAAAGUCUCAUAUUUUUCAGAGGCAAUACUACGAGCUGAAGGGUAA
Messenger RNA from Orbilia oligospora ATCC 24927, 765 nucleotides. RefSeq lists its product as uncharacterized. The transcript has 2 exons. Bases 1 to 765 code for a protein of 254 amino acids. NCBI's taxonomy places the organism in Eukaryota, Fungi, Ascomycota, Orbiliomycetes, Orbiliales, Orbiliaceae. The record is from RefSeq and is a predicted model, not a curated record.